Brassica napus (rape) is the source of this 1233-nucleotide messenger RNA. RefSeq lists its product as uncharacterized. Gene Ontology annotation, molecular function: catalytic activity. NCBI's taxonomy places the organism in Eukaryota, Viridiplantae, Streptophyta, Magnoliopsida, Brassicales, Brassicaceae. The coding region runs from base 1 to 1233 and encodes 410 amino acids. The transcript is spliced from 2 exons. The record is from RefSeq and is a predicted model, not a curated record.
AUGACCAAAGAUUGGAUUAACAUCCAUAGGCCUUAUUUUGGAGCUUUUUUGGAGACUCACAUUUUGGAGAAUAAUAAAGAGAGAAUUUUGCAGGCAAUUCCGAGGGGGUGGAAUUACUUUGGGAAUUAUGGAGAUAACGAUUCUGGACGUAUUGUAGUUGUAUGGGAUCCGAGGGUUACUCUAGUUGUCUAUAAGGCUUCAGCUCAAUCAGUCACGUGCGGGAUUAACAUCUUGUCUGAAAACGUCUCCUUUACUGUCACUUUUGUGUAUGGUUUCAACUUGGUAGAGGAACGGGGAAGUCUCUGGGUUCAUCUUGCUGACCUUCAGGCCACAACUCCGGUCUCAGUCCAUCCUUGGUGUGUUCUAGGAGACUUCAAUCAGAUGCUGCGAUCUUCACAUCACUCAAAUCACCUGGUUGCUCACACUGAUGACUCCGGUAUGGAUGAAGCUAAUAUCGGAUUACAAGAUGCUCAGCUUUUUGAAGCUCAGUCUAAAGGUUUACCGUUUACGUGGAGAAACUGUCAAGAUAACAAUCCAAUAUCCACGAAGAUUGAUCACGCCUUCAUAAACCAACCUUGGUCAUCAUCUUUUCCUGACUCCUUUGCGGACUUCUUAGAUCCUUCUCAGUCAGACCACGCGCCUUGCUUCUUUCGUAUGCCAGCUAUGAGGAGACAGAUAAUCAAACCGUUUAAAUUCUUCCAUCAUGUCAUAGACCACCCGGAAUACGCUGAGACGGUUACUGAAGCUUGGAACUGUGGGCAGAUUACUGGUACAGAUCAAUACAAACUGGUUCGAUCAAUGAAACUGCUUAAGAGGCCGCUACGUCGCCUUAAUAAGCGUCAUUUUAGUGGUAUUUCGCAAAGAGUCAAGGCGCAGAAAGAGAAAGUGGAUGAGCUUCAAAGGCGUUUGCUCACCUUACCUGAUGGGGAUACGGCCCAUGAAGAGUACCUCGAGAGAGAUAAGCUGAAUACUUUGCUCAAGGCGGAGGAAAAAUACUAUAAACAGAGGUCUAGAGUUCGCUGGGCUAGUGUUGGGGAUCGCAAUACCCCCUUCUAUCACAGUAUGGUUACUCACCACGCUUCAGGGAACCAUAUUCAUUUUCUCAAGGAUGCCAACGAUAACUUGAUCUAUGGAGUGGAGGAAAUAAAAGCUCACGCCGCAGACUAUUUUAAAGGGAUUCUUGGUUCUACUGAUCUUCCGAGCUUCAACAGAACUAUCUUAAGCGAGAAGUAA